AUGGACGUAUCACAAUUUCUCAAUAACGUUGAGAAUGAUGAUACCCUACAAAAUAUUAGGAAAGAGUAUCUGAACUCUAAGAGGACUCUUCAAGAGCUCAUGUCAAAUCAAAGCCCUACAAAAAGAAUGGAAUUCUCCAAACGACCCACUGCAGCUCCUGACCUUCGUAAGGACAAUAAUUCGGAUGCGAAUAAAAAGUAUAAUAAUAUUUUCCACAACUCACCGAAAGCUAAUCAAUUCAAACGUCCUAGUGGUAACAUCAACGAAGAUGAGUUUCUUCGAAUACAACUGCGAGAGGCAAUGGCAAAGUCAAAGGAGCCCAAACAGAGCAUACCGUCUGGGAAUAUCGAUAAAUUGUCUAGUUUGACUAGACUUGAUGACCUAGAAAAAAGGUUAUACCAGCAUGAGUUGCAAAUACAAACUCUUAAAAGUGAACUGUACCAAUCUAACUCUUUGAAUAGAUCACUACAACAAAAGGUCAAUCUAUUAGAGGAGCAUAUGAAAAUGAUUUCAGGAAAUAGUUAUUUAGGAAAGACGGUUUCAACUGCCAAUGACGCUCAGGUACCAGUAAAUGUUAAAUUGUCAGGAAUUCCCAAUUCUAUUUACAAUGGAAAUUAUUUAGAUAGGCCGCAAAGUGCGCCAUCCACAUCAAGUACUUCUGAUUGGAUGAGAAAUGCUCUAACUGAUGUUGAUGAUACCAAGGUUUUACUCGGACUAAAAAAACCGUUGGAUCGACCCGAAAACGAUAGCAUCAGUCAUUUUAGUAAUAAUCAUAAUGGAAAUAAUGAAAUCCCUCUCUUCCAGAAUCAACGAAGGAACCUGUCUAAUUUUGAUGAUAGUACCAGUAGAUUGAUAAAUAUUACCGGGAAUCGGAGGAGUUAG
Molecule: messenger RNA, 882 nt
Organism: Kluyveromyces marxianus DMKU3-1042
Lineage: Eukaryota; Fungi; Ascomycota; Saccharomycetes; Saccharomycetales; Saccharomycetaceae
Gene: SPC29
Exons: 1
Coding region: 1-882 (293 amino acids)
Biological process (GO): spindle pole body duplication
Cellular component (GO): central plaque of spindle pole body
Molecular function (GO): structural constituent of cytoskeleton
Source: RefSeq, a predicted model, not a curated record